CAGUACAUAACUUACCAUGAAUACUUUAGUCUGUGCGCUCAUUUUUCUUUUGUUUUUCAUCGGAUUCUGCCAAGCGGAGAAUCCAGAGAAGUAUUGCAUACGAACCCUAAAGGAUACACACUUUGACUGCAUCGUUUAUUGUAAGUACAACUACUAUGUAUUCACGGAUGGCAAAUUCAGCAUCGACAAGAAACACAUGGAUAAUCUUACUUACAUUCUGAUUAAGUACAAGGCAGUUGACAGUUCUAAGAAGAAACAAGUGCAAGAGCAUCUGGAGAAGUGCAAGGAAAAGGCAAUCAGGAAAAACAAGACGCCGAGCUGCGAUAGGAUCAUGGAUUAUUACAGGUGCGUCGUUGACGACAAACUAAUUGAUUUUGAUAAGUAUGACAGAGCAAUGAGAAUGUAUGACAGUACCAUCAUUGUAUGAGAAAAGGUUGAAUGAAAUUAAACCCUGAAGAGGGAUUAAAAUAAAUACUGAGUGCUGUUCACAGA
This is a messenger RNA of Phlebotomus argentipes, 492 nucleotides long. RefSeq lists its product as uncharacterized. Gene Ontology annotation, molecular function: odorant binding. Bases 17 to 427 code for a protein of 136 amino acids. The transcript has 3 exons. NCBI's taxonomy places the organism in Eukaryota, Metazoa, Arthropoda, Insecta, Diptera, Psychodidae. The record is from RefSeq and is a predicted model, not a curated record.